AUGGCUUUGCCGUAUGAAACGCGCCUCCUCCCGGCAGAUCUAUGGACUGUCAUUGGCGGCGUGCAGCUAGAGGGCAUCGAGCUGGAAGAAAGCUAUCAGAGUCUCAAGUUGGCUCUCGACCUCCGGCUGGACGCGGUACAAGCCGGAUUGAUGGAUGAGAAGCACUCACAGAUUGCUAACUCGUACAUGGGGCUCGGCACGGCAGCCGUAGGUAUUGGGCGUGUUCAAGAGGCCCUGGAACUCGGCGAGAAGUCUAUCUCGCAACGGGCGGGCCGCCCCAAUGAGCAGAUUCAGAUGUUUGCUAUGUCCUACCACAACGUCGCGCUUGCGGCCCUGCACGAUGGCCAGCUUGACAAAGCUGAUGCGUUCAUCAAAAAGUCGAUUGAGCUUACCUCGGUAACAUCGCAAAGCAUGACUCCUGAGCAAAAAUUGGAAAUGGACGCUCGAAAUAUUUACUGCCAAGGCAACGUUUUCUGGGCACGAGGUAUGAAAGCAGAAGCGCGGGAGCACCACCACCGAGCGCUAGAAGUUCGGAUUCGCACAUUUGACGAAGUCCACCCUUAUACCGCCUGCGCGUACUGGAAGCUUGGAAGGAUCUGGGAGGACACCCACACCUUUCAACGUUCCAUCCUCAUGGUAAAAUGCCGUCGGUCUUUGCAGCAUUGA
Molecule: messenger RNA, 666 nt
Organism: Dichotomopilus funicola
Lineage: Eukaryota; Fungi; Ascomycota; Sordariomycetes; Sordariales; Chaetomiaceae
Exons: 2
Coding region: 1-666 (221 amino acids)
Molecular function (GO): protein binding
Source: RefSeq, a predicted model, not a curated record